Acromyrmex echinatior (Panamanian leafcutter ant) is the source of this 626-nucleotide messenger RNA. RefSeq names its product cytochrome c oxidase subunit 6A1, mitochondrial. Gene Ontology annotation, biological process: mitochondrial electron transport, cytochrome c to oxygen. The record is from RefSeq and is a predicted model, not a curated record. NCBI's taxonomy places the organism in Eukaryota, Metazoa, Arthropoda, Insecta, Hymenoptera, Formicidae. Gene Ontology annotation, molecular function: enzyme regulator activity. Gene Ontology annotation, cellular component: mitochondrial inner membrane; respiratory chain complex IV.
GCAAAGUAAGAGCAGCUGAAUACAGUUGAGCAGAAGAAUAAAAAUGGCUUCUUGGACGAAAUUCGCUCGCUCCUUUUCCAGAAAAUAUUCGACUGCCGCUCCUAAAUUUGGUGGUACUCAUGGCGUUACAGAGCAAACGCAAUUGCUGUGGAAGAGGCUCUCGUAUUUCGUAGGCUUUCCAGCGAUAGCUCUGGCUAUGCUCAAUUGCUAUUUGAAUCAUCAGGCACAUCAUGAUGAUGAACGUCCAGAAUUUGUUGCAUACGAACACUUGAGGAUGAGAACCAAGAAAUUUCCAUGGGGAGAUGGUAAUCACAGCCUUUUUCAUAAUCCUAAAGUGAAUGCUCUACCCGAUGGUUACGAAGACUAAGAAGUGGUUCUUCUAGAUGUGCAGAAACAGCGGACGUCUAGUCAACACAACAGUUCCGUUCAAACUGUCGACAUUUCUUCAACCCUUGAAACACUUGAGACCAUCGUGAUCGAACUGAGAAUUGGGACUCACAUAAACAUGAGGAAGGAGGGCAAAGUGACACAAAAACUAAGGCAAAAAAUUACAGUGGUGAGAGUGAAUUCUUUCAUCGCGUACAACUAAGGACCUCUUCCUACUUGACUUGAAAGUACGUAUCUAU